Molecule: messenger RNA, 1028 nt
Organism: Lutzomyia longipalpis
Lineage: Eukaryota; Metazoa; Arthropoda; Insecta; Diptera; Psychodidae
Product: glutathione S-transferase 1-like
Exons: 4
Coding region: 176-829 (217 amino acids)
Biological process (GO): glutathione metabolic process
Molecular function (GO): glutathione transferase activity
Source: RefSeq, a predicted model, not a curated record
CAGAGUGAGUAUUCAGCGUACGAAGAUCCGUCAAAUUUAUCAGUUAGUUGAAAGUUGUAUUGAGGAAUCAUCAUCAUCCCUGACUUCUCUCUUGAUUGUACAGAAGCUGCAAAGCUUAGAGGACCAUUUUUCAAGAAUUUUCAUUCAGAAGAAAAACUAAAGAAGAGUUUCGAAGAUGACGAUUGAUUUAUACUACUCGCCAGCUUCCUCGCCCUGUCGUAGCAUUCUUCUUCUGGGAAAAACUCUUGGAAUUCAUUUCAACCUCAUUGAAACACGGUUAUGUAGAGGGGAUAAUUUCAGGCCGGAAUUCUCAAGGAUUAAUUACGAACACAGCAUACCUACAUUAGUGGACAAUGGCUUUGCAUUGUGGGAAUCCCGAGCAAUCCUUAUCUAUUUGGCAGAUAAAUACGGAAAAGAAGACACGCUGUACCCGAAAAAUGCACAGAGGAAGGCUAUUGUGAAUCAGAGACUCUACUUCGAUAUGGGGACCCUCUUUCAACGUCUCGCUGAUUGUUACCUCAAACCCGUCAUAGAAAAGAAACCUGUCGAUCCGCAAGAUUCGUGGAAAAUGGAGGAGGCUGUUGGUUUUCUUAAUAUCGCUCUUGCGGGCCAUAAGUAUGCUGCUGGAGACACCAUGACCAUUGCAGACUUUGCUCUUGUUGCAACCAUCUCAACGUAUGAAGGACUCAAGUUUGAUUUGACCCCCUACGCCAAUGUGACCAAAUGGUUUAACCGGUGCAAAAAGCAUAUGCGUGGGUAUGAAAUUAAUCAAAGGGGUGUGGAUGAUUUUGUGAGAACAGUUGCGCCAUUGCUACCAAAAACUGAAUGAACAUUAUUUUAUGUUUUUUUUAUGAACAUUUUAGUGUUUUUCCCAAAUUAAUAAGAAAAAUAAUUGUAGGAUCCUUCACUCUAUAUUAAGGAUAAAGCUCUAAGAACCUUUUCCGAUUAUGCUUACACAACUGUAUUCAUAUCAUUAAUUUUGACCACCAUCUGUACUUAUGAUGAUAAUAAAUUGAUAUGAAUACUCA